CCAUUGGCGGCUAGGCAUGUCAAUCAUUGGGUCCCGGCCAGAGAUUCCCAGCCAGCACUCGGCAAUCACCGUCCAAAGCUGACAGGGGGCAGACCUGUGUGUAAACAACACAGGUCUCUCCUCUGUCAGCAUGGACAUGUUGUUUUGUAUUUCUCUGCACAGCAAACAGCAUGUCUCCCUAGUAAAACAGCACAGAGAACACAUAGUAAAACACACACAGCAUACAGUUAACCCUUUGACCGCCCCUCAUGUUAACCCCUUCCUGCCCAGUGCCAUUAGUACAGUGUCAGUGCUUUUUUUUUAGCACUGAUUACUGUAUUGGUGUCACUGGGGAUGUCAGUGACAUCAAGUCAGUUCUCCCCAGUGUCACAAUGCCCAUCGCAGUCCCGCUAUAAAACGCUGA
This is a messenger RNA of Staurois parvus, 403 nucleotides long. NCBI's taxonomy places the organism in Eukaryota, Metazoa, Chordata, Amphibia, Anura, Ranidae. The record is from the annotation of a GenBank genome assembly.